AUGCCACAGCGUGUGCCUUUCGGGCAGACACCGGCGGCUACUUCUCCGUUUGGACCCUCGAUCUUUAGCAGCUGGAACCCGACAACCCGUGAGCGCGGGUCUACCCUUGCAAGCAUUGCGAGUCUUGGCUCCAAUGGCCCUAGCUCGCCCGCCCAGUCGGCAUUUUCUCGCGAGGGUCCGGGGGAGAACGACGUCCAUAUGCGGACAUUGGACUACCUGGGCCUUGUCGAGACACCUCAACCGCCCCGCGCAACGCUCGCCACCCCGUACAUGCCGAACAUCGCAGACUUAUCUCGGUCCAGCCGAUUCCGUUCAUACUCCGUUAACAACAAGGACAAGUACGCCGAUGACGAAGACGAGGACGAUUUCGAUGCCAACAUAGCUGGGUUUGGGACAGACUAUGCUGCCGUGCUGCAAGGACAAAUCGAUGCAACAAACGCGGCGAUUCAUAGCCAUAACCUGGCAGUGCAGGCCUUUGCAAACCAGGCUGCUAGCCGGCCUCGCGCGAGAACCGCAGGCGUCUUGGACGCUCCUGGGGCACGCGUGCUGCGCGGCUAUUUCCCUACACAGUCCCGCCUGGACAGCAGCUUAACCGCCUCGGACAUCCAAUUGCCCGAAGAGAAAGACUUCGACAAUGACAUGACCACUGCUAUGGCAGGAAUGGGGCUGGGCCGUUCCAACAGCAGCAACAACAACAGCGCGGGUGCUGCCAACAACACAGGUGGCUUCCUAUCGCCCGAUGAGCCCGGCCUCGAGGGCCCGACGAGUGCCUUGUGGCUAGGAAGCAUUCCGACCUCGACCACCACGUCCACCCUGACCGAGAUGUUCAAGUCGUACGGCCCUAUCUUGUCCGCACGAGUUUUGACUCUGAAGAAUUGCGGCUUUGUCAAUUUUGAACGCGUCGAUAGUGCUGUCGCUGCCAAGGCAAGCCUGAACGGGAAAGAGAUCUUCCCUGGGGCUGGGCCUGUGCGAAUUAACUUUGCAAAGCCACCGUCGUCUUCCAACACCCCUGGUCAUGACGGCGUCUAUCCUUCUCCAAGCCCUGAUCCGUUUGCUGCCGACAACAAGCUGUCUGGUUCGCUGUCUGCUGCACCGGGCUCCACAGCUGGCUCAUCCACGCCUGGAGUUUUUCCUGCGGCAAGUGGACCAGCUGGCGCAGAGGGUUCUUCUCCCGGCACUGGAGGAUCGACCGUCAUUCCGCCUGCGGUGUCAUCUCCGGACGCACUCGGCAAGAUUUCGAACGAUGUCAUGAGAAUUGUUGGCCAAUUCGGUGCCUCUGACGAGGAUACCUACCGCAUUUCUUCCAUCGUACAGGAAGCUGUUCAGUUCACCACCUUUAUUGACGAAAUUCCGCCUGUCGCGGAACCCUCCAGUACCCGUGUCUACGAUGCUCCCAAGCUGCGCGACAUCCGGAAACGCAUCGACAACCAAAGCUAUUCCCAGGCAGAGAUCGAGCGCAUUGCUGUUGAGAUGCUUCCCGAGAUCGCAGAGCUUUCAUCCGAUUACCUUGGCAACACAGUUGUGCAGAAGCUGUUUGAGCACUGCUCAGACGACCUUCGCGAUGAUAUGCUGGCGGAAAUUGCUCCUCACAUAGCAGAGAUUGGUGUUCACAAAAACGGUACGUGGGCCGCACAAAAAAUUAUUGAUGUCUGCAAGACGCCCCGCCAAAUGGCUCUGAUUUCCGAAAACGUGCGUCCCUACACUGUGCCGCUUUUCCUGGACCAGUACGGCAAUUAUGUUCUCCAAGGCUGCCUCAAGUUCGGUGCACCGUACACCGACUUCAUUUUCGAGACCAUGAUCAGUCGUCUCUGGGAAAUCUCCCAAGGCCGUUUCGGUGCACGUGCUAUGCGCGCGUGCCUCGAAAGCCACCAUGCCACUAAGGAUCAGCAGCGGAUGCUUGCUGCGGUCAUUGCCUUAAACAGCGUCCAAUUGGCUACCAAUGCCAAUGGUGCGUUGUUGUUGACGUGGUUCCUUGACACGUGCACCUUCCCCCAACGGCGCACAGUGCUCGCACCCCAGCUUGUCCCCUACCUUGUUCACCUGUGCACCCACAAGGUCGCUUAUCUCACGGUGCUCAAGGUUGUGAACCAGAAGACGGAGCCCGAAGCCCGGGAUACCAUUCUCCAGGCCCUCUUCUCUUCGUCCAACGACUCCGUCCUUGAGGCCAUCCUCAGCGACAACGCUUGCGGUUCCACAUUGAUAUACAAGGUGAUCACGACGCCCUUCUUUGAGGAGUCGUUCCGUGGCCAAAUAGUAGAAAGUGUCAAGAAUGUCCUCGUUCGCAUUAAGGCGCAGCCUUCUCAGGGCUACAAGCGCUUGAUGGACGAGGUUGGGCUAUCUACCAGAAACAGUGGCGGCAGUGGCAGCAGUGGCGGCAACGGUGAUCAUAGGGGAUCCCGCGACCGCGACCACAGCUCCAACAACGAGAAGCAACGGCCCUCAUCUAGACAAGCCAAUGGCCACCAGCACCAAAACCACCACGGCCAACAGGGCAGCCAUCAGCACCAACAACAGCAGCAGUCUCAUUCCCACUCGCACCACCAACACCAGUCGCAGCAGCCGGCGUCCCACCAGCAGCAACGCACGCCUCCGCACACGAACCAGGCCGCUUUCAAUAGCGGCGGUGCCGGUCCGUACUUUAACGCCUCACCCAAUCCCUCUGGCUUCGACGCAGGCUACGGCAUGCCGCGUGGUGACAACGGCCCCGUCGGUGAUGCGGGUAUGCAACCGCCCGCCUUUGGACCGUACAAUGGCGGCCCGGCCCCGAUGUACGGCAUGCAGGGCCAGGCUGGCCCCCCAAUCGGGGUCCAGCCGAUUCCGUACCAGCAGGGCAUGAUGGGCGGUCGUGGUGGCAACCCGAACGUUGGCGGUGGGUUCUACCCUCCCCAGAUGCAGGCCGGGUUCGGCAACUUUAAUGGAUCAGGCGCUCCACCACCAGUUGACGCGUACCGCGGUACCGGCAUGCAAAACGGCAGCGGCGCGGUUCAGCCACCUCCUAUUGGCGGCUUGGCUGGCCAAGCACCCUAUGUGCCUCCUGGGUACAAUAUGGGAACGCCCUAUGGAUACGGUGGCCCACCACCGCCUUUUGUGCCUGAUCAGAUGGGCGGCGCAGGUGGCAAUGGCAGACGCGGACGUCCGGGACGCAACCCGAACCGCGACAUCAGCCCGCGCCAGUUCCACUGA
This is a messenger RNA of Sporothrix brasiliensis 5110, 3183 nucleotides long. RefSeq lists its product as uncharacterized. The record is from RefSeq and is a predicted model, not a curated record. The coding region runs from base 1 to 3183 and encodes 1060 amino acids. NCBI's taxonomy places the organism in Eukaryota, Fungi, Ascomycota, Sordariomycetes, Ophiostomatales, Ophiostomataceae. Gene Ontology annotation, molecular function: RNA binding. The transcript has a single exon.